CUCUACUGGGCCUUCCAGCACACUACAACGCAGCAAGGGGAUAAAAAGAACGUACACACAGCCUGUAUGCUAACUUUAAAUAUUCAACAUACACCUUAUUUUGCUUAACUACCUUCCAGAAAUCGUAAGAUCUGUAGUAUCAGCUGUCAGAGCCGCUACCUCAAGACAAAUAACUCCAAGAACCUAGUGACAACAACUUCAAUGACAGCUGAAGUACAGAAGAGGCUCCACAGAGCGAGAUUAAGUAAGCCAGGACUCUUCAGUGUGGGAUUUUUUUUAGUGUGGAGAUGAUGCCACUAUGUAGAAAUGCAUAUAAUGUAUAGGAAGCAAGCAGAGAAUGAACACUAUUUAGUACAGAAACACACUUCAGAGGCAUACAGUGAGAUCAUUGGUAGGUUUAAAGAAAUAGAAACUUGAACGUUUUUGGAGACCAGAAGUAUCAGAAUUCAUUGCCACAGUACACAGUAUGCAUUGAAAACCAAAAGAUUAUUUUAGGUGAUUUUUCACCUCAAAGAAACUCAUAACAGAAGUUUCCAAAUAAUACUCUGAGCUAUCUCUACAAGUACCCCAAACAAAAUCAAAAAUCGUGGUUCAUCAAGGAGAAUAAACACUCACUGCACCUAGUUUAUUGAAACUGGUCAUGAAUUGUGUACUGGCUGCUCAAUACUGAGUGAAACUGUUUCAGUACAGCCUACAUGGCAGUGUGUUCAAUGCAUUUAGCUGCUUGGUUUUGCCAAAUACUGAGCAUGCCAGGAAGGUUAAAUCUGGAAACUAUUAAGAGACAGAACAUAGUAUCUACUGAACUGAAGAUUUACUUUAUUUUUGAAUUGGUGAAACAAAUGACUUUAUUCUUUUAACCAUUUUAACAUUGGAUCCUGCCUGUGGAGGAGCGAAUAACUGCAACAUUAGCUUCUGUAAAGCACUUAUGUGGAGGGAUAUUAUCAACAUGUAAUCUAAUAUUAAAAAGAGGUAUUCCAGGACAAAGUGCUUGCCAACCUCUGAUGUAAAGCAGCCAGCAUGCACACAGCCAGAGCAACAGCAAAGCUGAGUUAUUAUUUUUGCUUGAUUUUCAUAUGAUGAAUACUCCCAUAUAAACCUGGGCUGUUUUAAAAGUCGAAUGAACUAAACUGCAUAUAUAAAUACCAAUGCUAUGCUCUAUACUUAAAGACAUUUUUUCUAUCUACAAACAUAUCUUCAGACAUUUCAUUUUCUACACUUUUCAGCAACAACAGUAUUAAAAUCAUUACUUUAAUAGUAUCCAGAUACCAUUAACUACAUUAAAUAACUACUUUAGAAUUUUCUCAUAAAGAAGUGUGAUAAAUUAUUUUUUAAAAAGCCUCAAAAAAACCCACCACAGGCCUUAGAACAUAUUUACCUUUGGUCUGUAUUUAUUCUCUUUUGAAGUCAUGAUCCAGCCUAAUUUAUUUAAACCUCAUUAAACCCACGGAAAGCUGUGACUAUAAGCACGCCUCGCCAAAAUAACCCAAAUAGCUGUAUCUUUAUCUACAUUAUGUAAGGACCCUACAGUUUCAGCUGAUUUAAAAUACUUCAAGGAUUAACAGCAAAUCAAAGGUUAAACUGGGCCUCAAACUAUUUGAGCUUGGACAGUUUGAGGGAUUUCAGUGCUUAUUUGCAGUGUCAGAGUGCUGUAUGUUGGCAGCAGCAGGCCAGCUAGCGCUCAUAUGACAUGCUGGCUUCUCCAUCAGCCACAGCGCAGAUUAAUAUUUCACAGAAUCACAUAGUUGUAUGGAUUGGAAGGAACUUCUGGGGAUAACCACCUAGCCCAAUCCCUGUGCCAAAAGCAGGUUUCCUAUGGUGGCUCACACAGGAAAACAUCUCUAGGCAGAUUCUGAAUAUCUUCAGAGGAUAUUCCACAACCCCUCUGUGCAGCUUGUUCCAGGGCACCAUCACUCUUAUGAUAAAGUCCUUCCUUAUGUUUGUAUGGAACUUUCUGUGCUGCAGAUUUUUUUUUGUUGUUUCUUGUUCUGUUGCCGCAUACCACUGAAAAGAGCCUGGCUGCAUCCACUUGACUCCUACACUUUACAUAUUUACAAACAGUAAUGAGAUCCCUCAGCCUUCUCCAGGCUGAACAGUCCCAGUUCUCUCAGCCUUUCCUCAUGCAGGAGAUGCUGCAGGACCCUUACAUCUUUGUGGUGCUCUGCAGGUCUCUCUCUAGAAGCUCCCUGUCUUUCUUGAACUGGAGAGCCCAGAAACGGACAGAACACUCCAGAUGUGGUCUCGCUGGGGCAGAGAGGGAGGAUCACCCUUCUCGACCUAGUGGUUGUGUUCUUUUUAAUGCACCAGGAUCCCAUUGGCCUUCUUGGCCACAAGGGCACGCUGCUGGCUCAUGGCCAACCUGCUGUCCACCAGGACACCUAGAUCUCUCUCCAGCAGGUCAGCCCCUCCUCUCCAGAACCUGCUCCUCUCCAGCAGGUCAGCCCCUCACCUGUACUGAUGUGUGUGGUUAUUCCUCCCCAGGUGCAGGCCCCUACACUUGCCCUCACUGAAGCUCAUCAGUUUCUUCUCUGCCCAACUCACCAGUUACAUUUCUGCUACCUUUCUGUAAGUGAGAAGUUUACCGCACUUUCAGACUUCAGAAGGCAAGAAGAAAUGAUGGCAGAAGAUUUAGAAAAGUUUAUUGAAGAUCAGAAGGCCAAGUUGGCACAAGAUAAGGCAGAGCUUGAAAAUGAUCCACCUUACAUGGAAAUAAGGAAUAAGGAAUCAGAGAAGCUUUCUGAGACUGGCAAAAUGUUCAUCUCCAUGUCUAAAGAAAACAUACCUCCAAACAGUCAACAGAACUGUCCUUUAGGUGACUACGGCUGGAGUUUACCUCUCGGAGAAGAAUAUGAACGAAAGAAGCAUAAACUGAAAGAGGAACUUCGACAAGAUUAUAGGCGGUAUCUCUCUCAGGGUAUUUCGCAGGCAAAAAGAAAGAAAAAUUACCUGACUACAGGUGAAGUAGAUCCUUAUACUCAGGGAUUAUCUCUUCCUAUUGAUGAGCGAAGGUCUGCCAAGGAGAAACUACGUCUUGAAAGAAACAAGGACUACAAUCAGUAUCUCAGGGAUAAAGAAGAAUGGAAUGAAAAGCUAAGGAAAUUAGCAAAGAAAAGCACAGAGCAUCAGAUGGACAGGAAUAAAAAAGCUAUUGCUGUUACCAGGCUCCAACCUGAGUUCCAUCCAGAUGUAGAGUCCCGUACUGCAGCUGCAGAACCUCUCAGGAAAGAUGCCUUUACUUCCACAGAAGGUUAUGAAGAGCUGCUGAAUAAGCGACGGCUGGAAGAAGACAGGUACCAUAGGCUAGAUGAUGAAAUUGAAUUAAGAAGUCGACUAUUAAAUAAAAGACUUGAUGAAGAUUUGGAUGUUCCUGGUAGAAGACAUCGGGGAUUUGCGAGCCAAUCUCUAAUUCCUAUUAGAAGGUAUCACAGACUUGAUGAGGAUCGUGACUUUGAUCGAAGGUACUACAGAACGGACUAUGAUCCUGAGAUAAGUGAAGAACUAGAUCCUAGAUUUAGAUGUGAAAGUGCUUAUGAGAGAAAACCUCCCCGGCUUUAUUAUUCUGAAAGGCCCGAUCUGGAUGGAAUAGUAAGAGAUCUUCCUGCAGAUUAUGAAGACGAAUUAAAGGAGAGAUCACACGUGCAGCGGAUCUCGCGAACUGGAAAUUUUAGAAAUCAGGCACGGAUUAGUUCUUUAGCUAAUGAACCUGCCAAAUCUGCUCCUGAAAUGACAUAUGCUACUGGCCUCAUUCUUGGUGAUCAAGACCUAGAACUUCUCCAAAGGAAAAAGGAGAAAUACAGGCAAGAAUUAAUUGAACAGAUGGCUGAACAACAGCGAAAUAAGAGGCGUGAGAAGGAACUUGAGCUCUCAGUUGCUGCUUCUGGGGCUAUAGACCCAGAAAAGAAGCCGAAUAGAUUGAAGCAGUUUGGUUUGACAGCAAGAACUUCUGAAGAGAAAUUGCCACCUGAAAGGCCCAGGGUUGCUUUCCAAACUCCAGUGUCCAUGCCUUCUGUCUCUCCAGGGAAUGAAGACUUUCACAGAGGGCUAGCCAGCGCUCUUGGUGAAAUGGCAGCUCCCAGGCUCGCCCCUAUGCCGCCACCUCCACCACCAGUUUUGACAGACAACUAUAGAACACCUUACGAUGAUGCGUAUUACUUCUAUGGAGCAAGGAAUCCUUUGGAUCCCAAUCUUGCAUAUUAUGGCACAGGUAUGAUGGGAAUGCAACCCACACCUAACCUGGAUCCUCCUUUAGCCCAAGCCCCAGUAGAGCCAUCUGUAAGUAACGUUGGACAGAGGAGUACAGGAGACAGACGAAGAAGCAUAGGAGUAUUUUCUGAAGAAAAGUCAAAGCCUUCCAAAGAGGCAACGUUGUCUUAUCAGCAAGAAUUGCAGCAGCAGAUAAGGGAGAGAGAGGAAAGACGCAGACAAGAGAAAGAAGAGAAAGAACGUUACGAAGCCAAGUUAGAAGCAGAAAUGAGGAAUUACAACCCCUGGGGAAAAGGUGGUGGUGGAGCUCCUCUCAGAGAUGCAAAAGGAAAUCUGAUAACUGACUUGAACAUGAUGCACAAGCAAAAUGAAGAUGCGUAUCAUAAUCCAGAGGCGAGAUUAUACGAAGAUAAAAGGGCUAUUGUAUCUGUUGACCUAAGUUUGGCCUCACCAAGACCUGAGAACGCAGAAGCAUCUACAAAUAAAAUAGCAGGUUUUGCAUUUGCACAGACUUCUCCUUUUGCUCGGGGCAAUGUGUUUGGUGAGCCGCCAUCUCCACAACAACUGAAGCGACAAGAGUCAUACAAAAACUUUCUUCGUCUACAGAUUGAUGAAAAGAGACGUAGGGAAGAAGCAGAGCGAGAAAAACUUAGACUGGAAGAAGAAAAAGAAGAGAAACGACUAGCUGAACAGAGGAGGAGAAUUCAAAAAGCAUAUGAAGAUGAACAAGAAGAGAAAAGAAGGAAAGAGGAGGAGCAAAGGUUAAAAAACAGAGAAAUUAUUCGAUUAGAUGAAGAAAGACAAAAAGAGGCAGAAAAAAGAAGGAAAGAAAAAGAAGAAAAGCGAGAUGAACAACUUAAACAGUAUUUUGAGAAGGAAAAAGAUGCCAAGAUAGAAGAGGAAAAGAAAAUGUUCUCGAGGAAACCUUCUCCUGUCAUUCCUGCUCUUCAGAACAAGUCAAUAAGAAAAGAAGAGAGGAUUCCAUCAGCUGAAAGCCAUAUAUCUUACUACUCACAAGAUCCUCCACAACCCAGAGCUCCUUCUCCACCUGUCCCAGCUAGAAGAAAUCAGUUGCGAGCACUUGAAGAAAGAAAGAAUGUGAUAAAUGAAUUAUCAGAGAUGAGGAAACAGCUUCGUAGUGAAGAGAGGCGACUGCAGGAACAGUUGCUAAAUGUGGCUAGUGAUGAUGAUGGACCCAUUACACGUGGGAGGAGAGAGAAGAAUCCAAAGGACAUAUUUGAGAUGGCCAGGCUGCGUCUGCAGGCUCCGGUGAGGCGGCCUUCAUCAAAGGAUGCACAAGAUCCUGUCAACAUGCAGAACAUCUGGGAUUUUAAUGAACUUAAAUACAAAGAUUCUGAAACACGUGUAGGCUUAAGGCAAAUGUAUCCUGAUCCUCCAAAAGAUGACCAGACUCUAGAAAUUCAACAGCAGGCUCUGUUGAGAGAGCAGCAGAAGAAACUUGACAGAAUGAGAAUGAGGAGAGAAGCAGAAGAUGAUUCUCCUUCUGCCUACAACCCACAAACCAUGGGACUGUUCAGGAAUGACUCCCAUGAAUCCUUGAAAAAUUCGCUGUUGGAAUCUGACAGUGCUUUUAUUGGUGCUAAUGGAGAAACUUUUUCUGCCUUAGAAGAAAUUGACUUAUCAUCACAGCUUCCACUUUCUGCAAGGGAGAGGAGACGAAUAAAGAAGAAAGCACUGGAGUGCGCUGAAUAUGUCCCACCAGCCCUGACACCGCUGCUGCAGCCUGACAGUGUGUCUUUGCACUCCGACUUCAGCCUGGAUGUUGAUCAGAUGAAAGGCAAAAACGAAGAACGAGUGCGCAGGCUGACCGAGCUCCAGCAGAGAUCUGCUCACUUAGGUGAGGAUGUUGCCCUAGGAGAAGCAGAUGACUUGCUGAAGCCUCCUCCAUCCAAGGACAGCCGCCCGCCCAGUUCUGUUGACUCCAUUGCCACAGAGCCCUGGCUGCGGCCGGGAACGGCAGCGACGCUCCGCAGGUUCCUGACGGAGCAGCAGAGCCCAGCAAAGCUGUCUCCUGAGGGCACGCUGCCGCUGGGCUGGCAGGGCCUCUCCACUGCACACGGCUGAGCACAGCCUGAAUGGAACCCACGUGUGCCUUGCAGCAAGGGAAGGGAGCGUCCUGUUCGGCACUACUGCACUUUUAGAGUCUCUCAUAGGGAUAGCUGUACUCGAUGUGAAUAGCGUGGAGCUCUGUGUGCAAUUACAAGUAGCAAUAAUGAAGAAAUGGAAGCUGCAGUGCAGUGGGGAUUCUGUACUACAGGGUGGUGGAAGUGGGGCAGUGAAGUAUUUUGGCAUUUUUUGCACUUUUUAUACAAGUUAGUUUCAGCCUUAGAGGCGAAUUUGCAAGGAACAGUGUGUGUGGGAAUUUGAUAUUAAAUCAGAAUUACAUUUUACCUUUGCUCAUAGCAAAACUCCAGGACUGUUUGUUUGCAAAUAGAGGCACAACAGCAGAGAUGCAGUUUGAGCUUUUACCAAAAGGAUGAACAGCCUGGAGGAGGCCACUUCCCAGUGCUGAAUGGGGGCUGUGGUGCCGAGGAGGAGAGCAGUUGUUAUAUGGAAGAAGGUCUGUUAGCAGUAUAUCUUACCUUCCUAACUUGGUUUGUGUUGGAGUAUAUAUUUAUGUUUCUGAUGCAGGUGAUAAUAAAUUAUUUUGUUACUAAAAAUCUGAAAGCAGGCUGAAGUAGCAUUAGUGCUGCAGUUGCUGUCACUUCCCUUCUCAUGAAGGAAGCGGGGUGCCAAGGCCCUCUUCAAAGCAGGAACAACCCAUGGAGCAAGAGCUGAGCAGAAGCUCUGCUCUUCAGCAGUGUCCACAGCUUUUAGCACAACCCCAUUCCCUCUUGCUUAUGGUUCCCCCCCUUGGCCCCCGCUAUGCUGUUUGCAUUCGAAUCCUGUUGGCUCUUCAAAAAGGAUCCUCCAAAUCUUUCCUAACAGCUCAGUAGGCAGUGCUCUUUUUGCUACACCCCAGAAAGUCUUAAUGUUUUAUGAGUGCAGACUACACAGAGGUCAGGCCCUUUAAUUCCUGUCAGUUGCUUUUCCCCAGCUCCUGCACUCAGCUGCUUCC
Molecule: messenger RNA, 7279 nt
Organism: Lagopus muta (rock ptarmigan)
Lineage: Eukaryota; Metazoa; Chordata; Aves; Galliformes; Phasianidae
Gene: CSPP1
Product: centrosome and spindle pole associated protein 1
Exons: 31
Coding region: 2455-6285 (1276 amino acids)
Biological process (GO): positive regulation of cytokinesis
Cellular component (GO): microtubule; centrosome; spindle pole
Source: RefSeq, a predicted model, not a curated record